Amyelois transitella is the source of this 537-nucleotide messenger RNA. RefSeq names its product U-scoloptoxin(01)-Cw1a-like. Gene Ontology annotation, cellular component: extracellular region. The record is from RefSeq and is a predicted model, not a curated record. The transcript has 4 exons. Lineage: Eukaryota; Metazoa; Arthropoda; Insecta; Lepidoptera; Pyralidae. Gene Ontology annotation, molecular function: chitin binding. Bases 1 to 537 code for a protein of 178 amino acids.
AUGUGUGGUGAAAUGGGAAAAGCGGUGCUGAGGGCGCUCACCGGUGCGCUACUCUGUGGCUUGGUAUCCGACGCAGCCUAUUUACAGCAAUACGACCCUUACCAACAAUAUGAGCCUCAAGUCUACCGCAAGCCAUUGAGAGAACACGAGAAGCCCCAGGACCUUCGGAACGUGCCUGGCAUACCCGGGGUGGACUACCCGAUCUACCAUGAGGUGCCGGAAACCAGGUUCUCCUGUGCCCACGUGCCAGUCCAUCCUGGCAUGUACGCCAACGUCGAGACUGGAUGCCAGGCUUACCACGUGUGCCACGACGGGCGCGAGGGUCACCAGGGGGCGUCAUUCCUGUGCACCAACGGGACUCUCUUCGACCAGGCCAAGUUCGCCUGCGACUGGUGGUACAACGUCGACUGCUCGCAGGCUAUCGAACAUUACAAAUUGAACGCUGACCCACUGAAAAACCCUUACGUGCCAAAACCCAAACCCGAGGAACUGGAACACCAGGGAUUGCCCCACGGGAUCUACUACAAGAAACUUUAA